AACACCUUGGGCCUCUUAUAUCAUUUAGUCAUCAUAUUGGAAUAAGCUUACUGUAGUUAGCUAAAGAAUCAUCAUGAAGAGUCUUCAAGUAGCACAAGACCCAGGGAGUCCCACUGAUAGAAUAGAUCAAGUUUCAGACAAAAGCAUUGUAAUUCCCAACAAACUCAUCACAAUAGCUGAUAGCUUCAAAGGGGAACAUUCAUGGUUCAUUGCUCCUCAAAUCCCAUCAGACUUUUCAAUUCAAGUCCAGGAAACCACUUAUAAUGUUCACAAGUACCCCUUGAUAUCAAAAUGCGGCUACAUAGGACGAUUGGAAGUUCAGCCUUUGAUCUCAAAUUCUGGCAAUGCUCUCAAGCUCGAAAAUUUCCCAGGUGGGUCUGAAACAUUUGAAACAAUUCUGAAGUUCUGUUAUGGCCUCCCUAUAGACUUCAGUCCAGACAACAUAGCUGCACUAAGAUGUGCAUCAGAAUUCCUAGAGAUGACUGAAGAAUUAGAAGAUGGAAACCUCAUUUCGAAGACUGAAGCUUUCCUCACCUUUGUUGUGCUUUCUUCAUGGAAAGACACCAUCACUGUUCUCAAAUCUUGUGAAAACCUAUCUCCAUGGGCUGAGAAUCUCCAAAUUGUAAGGAGAUGUUGUGAUUCCAUUGCAUGGAAGGCUUCUAAAGAUGAGCCAACAAGUGAGGAUGCAACAACUAAUCAAGAAAGUUGGUGGUUCAAUGAUGUGGCCACCUUCCGCAUUGAUCAUUUUAUGAGGAUCAUUUCAGCAAUAAGGGCAAAAGGAACCAAGCAAGAGACCAUUGGUAAAUGUAUCAUGCAAUAUGCCAAGAGAUGGCUACCUGGAAUGGAUGUGGAGUUAGAAGGGUUAAGAGGGUAUGGGCAUGAAAAGAGUAACCUACAGUUCAGUAUUUUUAGUGGGAAGAAGAAAGAAAGCACUGGACACAGCAAGGAGCAAAGGGCUAUUAUUGAAAGCCUAAUAAGCAUUAUUCCUGCUCAACAAGAAGCAGUCUCAUGUAAGUUCCUGUUGCGGAUGUUAAAGAUGGCCAUGAUGUAUUCUGUAUCACCAGCUCUCACAACAGAUCUUGAAAAGAGGGUGAGUAUGGUGUUGGAAGAUGCUGAGGUGAAUGAUCUUCUAAUUCCAAGAUAUCAAAAUGGAGAUCAAGGAAAAACGGUCAACACGACUAAUACCUCUGAAGAAUGCACCAUGCAAGACAUAGAUGUAGUGCAACGAAUUAUUGAAUACUUCUUGAUGCAUGAACAACAGCAGACGCAACAUCAACAAAAGUCUAGGAAAUUCAAUAUCAGUAGGCUCUUGGACAACUACCUAGCUGAAAUUGCAAGAGAUCCAAAUCUUUCAAUUACUAAGUUCCAAGUUUUAGCUGAAUUGCUACCUGAAAAUACUCGAUCAUAUGAUGAUGGUUUAUAUAGAGCCAUUGACACCUACCUCAAGACCCAUCCUUCACUGACUGAACAUGACCGUAGAAGACUCUGCAAAAUAAUGAACUGCGAAAAACUCUCACUUGAUGCAUGCAUGCAUGCUGCACAAAACGAGAGAUUGCCUCUAAGAACUGUUGUCCAGGUUCUAUUUUCAGAGCAAAUAAAGAUGAGAGCAGCAAUGCAAGAAAAGGAGCCAGCACAAAGUGGAAUCCAAUCUGAACAGGAAGGAAACCAGACAUCCGCAACUAUGGACAUUAAAGCACUCAAAGCAGAACUAGAGAGUGUAAAGUCCAAAAUGGUAGAACUGCAGAAUGACUAUUUUGAAUUACAACAGGAAUAUGAAAAGUUAAGCAACAAGCCAAAGAAUUCAUCAGGCUGGACUUUAAAUUGGCGGAAGAUUAAGAAUUCCCUUCAUAUAAAACCAACUGGAGUUGACAUUGGAGACAGAAAGGAUUCACCCAAAUCACCAAAUACCACUCUACGUAGAGGAACCCCUAGAAGAAGGCUCUCCAUGUCUUAAAGUAUUCCAUUUUUUAACAUAAAAAAAAAUCUGUAGUAAAAGCACCUACCUAGCCAUUUUUUAUAUGAAGCGUAUAGUCUAAAUUUUGUAUCUUAAGAUAUUGUUCACUUCAACACAGAAAAGUUCCU
Messenger RNA from Abrus precatorius (Indian licorice), 2082 nucleotides. RefSeq names its product BTB/POZ domain-containing protein DOT3. The transcript has 6 exons. NCBI's taxonomy places the organism in Eukaryota, Viridiplantae, Streptophyta, Magnoliopsida, Fabales, Fabaceae. Bases 74 to 1954 code for a protein of 626 amino acids. Gene Ontology annotation, molecular function: protein binding. The record is from RefSeq and is a predicted model, not a curated record.